Molecule: messenger RNA, 972 nt
Organism: Acanthosepion pharaonis
Lineage: Eukaryota; Metazoa; Mollusca; Cephalopoda; Sepiida; Sepiidae
Source: the annotation of a GenBank genome assembly
AUGCGGUGUGGACCACGGAGACUGUUCCUGAUGAUUGGGGCCACGCUGUUUUGCUGCCAUUCUUUAAGAAAGCGAUUCCAGACGGCUCGAGACGCCCGCACGCGUCCCACCCAAUGUGGCUUCCGCCCGGGGAAAGGGUGUGUGGAUCAGAUCUUCAACCUGAGACGCACACUCGAGCAGCGCUGGGCCUACCAACAACCAACGGUCCUGUGCUUCAUCGACUUCGCAGCUGCGUUCGAUUCGGUCGAUCGAGAUGCACUGUGGAAACUUAUGCUGGCGGACGGCAUCCCUGUGAAAUUGCUUCACCUUAUCCAGGAGUACUAUCGAGCCACGCGGGUGCGGGUCUACGUUUAUCUAUCUAUCGAUUACAUUCUGUUCAUAUCUAUCUAUCUAUCUAUCUAUCUAUCUAUCUAUCUAUCUAUCUAUCUAAGCCAGUGCUUAUAUAACUAUCUCAGUCUGUUCCUAUCUAUGUAUCUAUCAAGCGAUGUAUCUAUUUCAGCCAGUUCAUAUCUAUCUAUCUCUAUAUAUUGUACAUUUCUAUCUAUCUAUCUAUCUAUCUAUCUGCAGGAUCUAUCUCACACUGUUCAUAUCUAUAAAUCUAUCUGUCGAUCUAUCUACCUCAAUCUUCUGUUCAUAUCUGUUUGUCUAUCUAUCUCAUUCUGCUCAUUUCUAUCUAUCUAUCGAUCUUAUUCUGUUCAUUGGUAUCUAACUAUCUAUCUUAAUAUCUAUCUAUCUAUCUAUCUAUCUAUCUAUCUAUCUAUCUAUCUAUCUCGUCUGCCUAUUUAUAUCUAUGUAUUACAUUCUGUUCAUCCAUCUAUCUAUCUAUCUAUCUAUCUAUCUAUCUCAAAUGAGUCAAUUCAUAUCUAUCUAUCAAUCUAUCUCAGGAUUCUAUCAAAAGGCAAUCAUAUUCUCUCUCUCUCUCUCUCUCUCUCUCUCUCUCUCUCUCUCUCGCUCUCUUUCUCUCUUUUUUAA